CAUCAACAAUGGAUUAAAGAACAGCUGAAAGACAUGAACAGUUUUCACUGUGGAGUGUACAGGUGUCACUAAUUAAGUAAACUGCAUGUGCGACUUCCAUCAAAAAACUACUGUCAUGUGAGGUAUUGAUUAAGAGAUAAUACCCCCUUGCACAACUUGAGAGAGUGAAAAAAUUCAACACGUAAACAAUGCCAUCUAAGAAGGACAGACAGCGAGUGCUGGCCGAGAUCUGGGCCACACCGACCCCCGUAGACAUUGACUUCUUUGACAAAGGGGACGAGAUAGUUGUUACCACUGCCAAAAGAGACAACGUGGUUGGGUGGUGGCUGGACAUCUUUACUGCCCUCUACCCCAACCAGACCUACAGGGAAAAGAAUGAGCUGGUCAAGAUCAAGCCGGCCCCCGGAGUGACCAUCAAACUGUCCCGCAAGACCGGGCUGAUGAAGAUCAGCGGGAAGAACCACUGGGGGUGGAUGGUAGCUAAUUUCACGGACGUUCUGGAGACGGCCAAUAACGAGAGUGAGGAACUGGAUGAUGCAGCCUCGCUGAUGUCUGAUAACUCGGUCACGCGAUAUCUACAGCUCGACAAGAAUGUGGAAAUGGUUCAGGAUUUGCUGGACAUGAUUCCGGAUGGUGGAGGAAUCAUGCAGAACGACUUCAUCAUGAAGUUAUGGAAGAGUCUGAUAGACGACUGGUUCGGCUGUGGAGCUGUUGUGUACAUCGUCACCCCGCGCAUUGAUGAGGAACGAUUAUUCCAGAUCUUUCUUCUCAUGAUCCGCAACAAAGGAACCGCAUUCGGCGUCACGUUGGUCAUUCCGGAGAAGGGUCCAGGUGGGGAAAAAUUUAAGAAGACCCUGGAAACCACAUCCCGCAUGAUGAAGAAAACGCGGACCCCCCGCGCCAACAAACGCCUAGUGUCCGACGUGAAGAUGCAGUGGGCGCUGGAGAACUUGCGAGUGCACCAUGAGAACUUCUCCACAAACUUUGUGGCGGCAUAUAAGGAUGACGAGGCGGAAGUGCUAACCACCACCGCCCACUUCCACAAGUCUCACUUUCAUUCCAACCAGAAAGACAAUGUGUGCUACAACAAACUCCUCACGGAGGACCUCAAACGGAACUACCUGUUACCCCUGGGCCUCUCCCUCAACUACUAAAGUCCCCUCUAUGUUCAUGUUACUAUUGAAAUGUAUUUCCAUGUAUAUCUCAUAGAUAUCGUCAUUUCGUGUGAAAUUUGUGAAGUCCCCCUUUAUAUUCACAUCUUCUGUUAUUAUUGUAUGUACUAUAUACAUCUGUGUGGAGUGACUCGUGGAGUCAUUGGUGUGAAACCUAGAAUGGAUUUGACAUUUAUCCAUUCAUCUCUUAUUCUAAACCCAGCAAGUAAUAGGGACAAUCAUUCAGUCCUGUGAAACUAGCACAUUUUAACAACAGGUGCCUGUGAUUUUAACUUUAUAAAAAAAGAAAUUCAUAUAUGCAUUUACAUGAUCAUAUUGACAGCAAUUCUGAUACUGUUGCUCAUAAAACAGGAGACAUAAUACUGCCAUUAACCAAGCUUUAAAUUAAAUUAUUAUAACUUAUUUAAUAUAAUCUUUUGCGGCAAGCACAAUCUACAUCUUAUUUAAAAUGUACUUAAAACCAAAGUUUUUUUAACUUAACAAUCAUACACAUAAGCAAAGUUUCUUAGAAUAGAGAUUUCCAUUCCAUACGUACAUGUAUAUUCAUUUUGUUUCAAUACACUCAUCAAACAAUUUCUCAGCACACCACAAUUAAUAAUUCACAGAGAUUUCAUAGACAUUAUGUAAUCAUACAAACGGGUAAUACUAUCCACAUUUUCUAUAAUUCAUAAUUAACACCUCAUUAAUUAAACCUGUGAUUAUAUAACAAUUAUUUGAUAGGAUGCACUUGCCUAGCAGAUUACAUGUAAAGCUAGGGCAGUUUCUCUUUUUUAUAAUACACUGCACAACAUAACCAAGAUAACAUUCCCCACUCACAUUUCUCCACAUAAUUCAAUCUUCUUAAAUUAUUUGUUGCUUAAUACAAGCAUAAUACGAAAGGUUGUCUUUAUGGAUGAACAUAGUCUCUAAAAAAAUUUACCUUUUGAAAAGCGUUCUUGAUUCAAAGCUCUUUUGUUUAAAAUGCUAAACAUAUCUCAUUGAGCAUCAAAAUAUCUCUCAGUGACACACAAACAUAUCAUAUCCUACUGAGAAUCACUCUCAGUGUCAAGCAUCUUUCUUAUCUUUUCACACCAGUGCAAUUUUUGCAGACUCCACUAUAUAUAGCCGAGUCUGUGACAUGUACAUGUACAUUGUGCAUUGUAGUCAACCAGAGGGUGUGCCAUUUCUUUUUAUUUACACAUGUAUGCUCAUUUACCUUUGCAUGUCUCUAUUGAAAACUUGUUCAAAGAAACUUAUACGUAUAACCAAUUUUUGUUCCUAUGCAGUUUUGGAAAAAACAAUAAAAUUUACUUUUAUUUUUUGUGUGCAUU
Messenger RNA from Magallana angulata, 2482 nucleotides. RefSeq lists its product as uncharacterized. The transcript has 2 exons. The record is from RefSeq and is a predicted model, not a curated record. NCBI's taxonomy places the organism in Eukaryota, Metazoa, Mollusca, Bivalvia, Ostreida, Ostreidae. Bases 189 to 1154 code for a protein of 321 amino acids.